AUGUUGCAGAUGAACGACUCGAUGGAGCCCGACGCCGCCGUCCUCCUGCCCACGGAGGGCAUCGGCCUGGGCUUCGGCCCCGCCGAGGCCCGCGGGGAACCGGGGCCCACAGCAGCCCCGGGGGCCGAGACCCUGAAACCCUUCAGCAUCAAAGACCCCACGUUACAGGCCCGAGUCAGGGACUACUUUGUCUUCAGGCCAGGAACCAUCGAGCAAGCCGUCACUGACAUUCAAUCCAUUGUUAUGCCAACAGAAGAUGGAGGAGUGCAAAGUGUGUGGUUGCUGACUGAGAUUGACCAUUGGAACAACGAGAAGGAGAGACUCGUGCUCAUCACCGAUCGUUCUUUGCUAGUCUGCAAGUACGACUUCAUCAGCCUCAUCUGUCAACAGGUUAUCCGGGUUUCUCUUAACGCAGUGGAUACCAUUUCCAUCGGCAAGUUUGAAUUCCCUCCCAAAUCUCUCAACAAGAGAGAGGGGGAUGGGAUACGUGUCCAGUGGGACAAGCGAGGCAUGCCAUCCUUUCUCAACCGCUGGAACCCAUGGUCCACCAACAUGCCCUAUGCUACCUUCACCGAACAUCCCAUGGCAAACGCAGAUGAAAAGAUUGCAUCCCUCUGCCAGUUGGAGAAUUUUAAAACCCAGUUAAUCCAAGCUGUGAAGAAAGCUCACAAAGAGACACCACUGCCGGGCCUGGCCAAUGGAGUGCUGAUCCUAGAGCGACCCCUUUUCAUCCAGACUUACAUUGGCUUAAUGUCGUUCUUCAACAAUGAAGCCAAACUUGGGUAUUCUAUGUCAAGGGGGAAAAUUGGAUUUUAAGCCAAAGAUGUUAAGCUUGCAACACCCAGUUUGGUAGAUCUUCCCUUAGCCUCUGGGGUAUUUUACUUUGCCUCUUGUGGCACCAAUUUCCAUAGUACGACCCCAAUCUUCAUUUGGGUAAAUGGAGCAUUUAGAUGCAUGUCGUCUUGGGGUAAAUGAUGCAAAUUCCUGUACAGUGUAUUUAUAAUACUUACCUAAGCUAGCAUGUUGCACAGUGGAAUUUAAACAGAAAUGGCAUUAGAAUCAUUGUGCACUGUACACCGACCGGGAGGGGGAAGUGGAGAAAGUGUUACAUCCCGGAAAGCGAUAAAAGCACCGUGUCCUUGUAUCAUAGUGGUGUUUGCAUCCUAACUUUUUUGUACACAUAUAUAUUCUCACUUGUAGCUUGAGUGAGAGUGCAAGUCAGGCUUCUUUUCAAAUUCAGUUGGAUUUGGGCCCAUAUUGGGGGAACAGCUUGAAUGCAGUCUUUCUACCUUUGGGUCCUAAGUUAAAUUGCAUAAUGGCCCAAGGGCUGGAGAGAUCGAAGUGGCGAGGAAGUGAACCGAAGUGAGACAGUUCACUCUAAUGCUUGCUCAGACUCAAAUGAUUUUUUUUCUGAUGGAAAGGAAUGGUGCAAUGUUGUAGAUUUCUAUCGCUUUACCUCUGGGUUUAAGAGGUGAAAAAUUCCCUGGCGGCCAUGUAUUCCCAAAGUAGGAUUUGUUUGAAUGUCUGUAAUGCUGAUAGUGGACCUGAAACCACAGCAGUCGUUUGCCAAGUUACAGUAGUUUUUUUUUAAAAAAAGGGGAGGUAAUAAAAGGAGAUAAGACUUCUGGAAUAAAUUGACAACAGCCUCCCCGAUGAUCUAAUUUCUGUGCCUUUUAGCUGUGUGCUACAAUUGCAUGCUGAUAUGGUGAUAAACUAUUAAACCGCUUAUUUGGCAUUGCAAUGUUCAAAACGUUAUUGUGCUGAAUGAAAAUUGCCUUUUUAAAAAAAAGUAAAGUGGAUGGAUAGGUAUGAAAAACAGUUCUGCGAAUGAUAUUAACCUGAUAACCACAACUGUGUGUGUGAGCUAUAGUGCCAUUGUGUAAUCAUUCUAGAGAAGUUUUGCUCCUGUACACAUUAUUCCAGUGGUUCCAGUGCCAGGCUAUGCUGAUUAAGUGGUUUUAACAGCCCUAAUCUAGAAAAUGACACAUCUGUCUGCCUGCUUUACUCUGCAUUAAAAAAAUACCAACACAAACAAAAUGACACCAGUACUUGAAACUUCAGAUAUGCCCACUCUUGGCCCGGAAAGGUUCGGUCUUACUAGGUUUGCGGGUAUCUUGUAUUGAGAAACAUCAACUGUGUGAGUUCUAAAGUCAUCAUCCUACUACUAGUAGGAUUUUAAAAUGUCUACAUUUGAAAACCUGUGCUGUGUCUGACAUCUAAUUGGCAGAAUCUUCCAAUACUGGCGAGACAAAUUACAUUUUUUAUUGAAUGCAAAUUUACAACAACAAAUUACAUUUGUAUAGCGCCUUUCAUAUCGUUAUAUGCUGCAUGGGGGUAGAAUUAGUUAUGAGUACUACCUUGAAUGGAAUUAAUCAGGAUGUAUAACAAACCUCUGGACCCUCCUGGUUGAAAUUACAGGGUACAUUAUUUUGCCACUUGAACUGUUGCUGGCAGUGGAUGCGCAUAAGGUCUUUGAGGCAAACCAUUCAUACAGCGAUUAAAACCACAGUAUUGAUGUCUCUAAAACAAGAAAUCAUCCUCAACUCACUGGCCAAAAGAAUUGCAAUACAGAUUUGAGGAUGAACCAAAUGCCAAUUAACAUGAAUGACCUGUACAAUUAUUAAAAUAUGUUACUUUCCAAUAUAGUACUCUUAGUGGCCAUUAGUUACCGUGUUACUAAGAUGGCUUAUACUAUCACAAUCCUGUCAGCAAUAAUCCAGAGCAGUAAUGGAAACAUUGAUGUUGGCAUCACCAUGAUCCUCUCAAUUGCUGCAUUCCUUUUGUUGAAGGCUCCACGUGAACAAUACAUUACAAAUUGUACAGCAUGAAUUCUGGGGAAAUCACAUUCACCAAUUGGUUCAAUAUCCCUUUGGACCAUCUCCCCAUUGAGCCAACCAUUCCAAUGGUCCACCCUCACUCACUUUGCAGGAAAAAUUGGCAAUGGCCAACCUCCAACCUGAAAACUCAAAACACGUGAAUUAAAACACAUUGAAAUUUCGUAAGAUCAAUGGGAAAAUAGUUCUCAAACCACAUUACUGUACAUAUUAGAUGCCAAAACCACGUUACAGGAUUCUAAAUAUGUAGUCAACUCAGUAGAGCUGUCUUUACUUAUUUGGAAUUAGAAUACACCUCAUUUAAAAAAAAAUCCUCGAAGGAGACUGCUUAGUCAUUAAUUUGAGAAAUGGUGCCUGAUUUCUCGGAACAUGCUUUUAAAUGUUGUGAUGUAUAUUGAACAUAAUCCAUUUUUUGUAAGCAAUUUCUGUAAAAAAAAAUUAUCAAUGCUAAUAAAAGAGCGCAAUUUUACUGUG
Messenger RNA from Callorhinchus milii (elephant shark), 3308 nucleotides. RefSeq names its product tumor protein p63 regulated 1-like (gene tprg1l). The transcript is spliced from 6 exons. Lineage: Eukaryota; Metazoa; Chordata; Chondrichthyes; Chimaeriformes; Callorhinchidae. The coding region runs from base 1 to 816 and encodes 271 amino acids. Gene Ontology annotation, cellular component: cytoplasm. The record is from RefSeq and is a predicted model, not a curated record.